Molecule: messenger RNA, 2449 nt
Organism: Spea bombifrons (plains spadefoot toad)
Lineage: Eukaryota; Metazoa; Chordata; Amphibia; Anura; Pelobatidae
Gene: SP2
Product: Sp2 transcription factor
Exons: 6
Coding region: 4-1698 (564 amino acids)
Biological process (GO): regulation of transcription by RNA polymerase II
Molecular function (GO): DNA-binding transcription factor activity, RNA polymerase II-specific; RNA polymerase II cis-regulatory region sequence-specific DNA binding
Source: RefSeq, a predicted model, not a curated record
ACUAUGACAGCAACAGCUGCUGUAAGUCCAAGCGAAUACCUCCAGCCGGCUGCGGCCACCACCCAGGAUGCACAGCCCUCUCCUCUGGCUCUACUUGCAGCCACAUGCAGUAAGAUUGGUCCGCCAGCUGUUGAAGCAGCACCGCCAGCACCCUCUCGAGCACGCAAAAGACUGGUACCCAUAAAGCCUGCCCCACUACCCAUGAGUCCAGCCAGGGCUGGCAUUGGACUGUUGUCUCCAAAAGGCAAUAUUAUCCAGAUACAGAGUCCCCAGAUGAACGCAGCUGGACCAGGUAGCGGGCAGCUCAUCUUCACCAUCCAGAAUCCAGUUUCCAAGGGUAACAGAUACCAGACUUUGCAGACCCCCAGCCAAACAUUGUCCAUGCCACAAAACCUGGGUAAUCAGUUACAGAUCUUUACUGAUGGAACAGCUGUGCUCACACCAACAACCAACUCUUCAAAACAUGUGCCCAUUAAACCAGCACCCCCACAAAAGACCAACAACCUGAUAAAAGUAACAGGCAAUUCUAGCAACAGUGUCACUCUGGCACUGCCGCUUAGUAGCCUGGGAGACUCCACCACAGAGACUGGCAGUCAACUUCUACCAGCGAAGCAGAGCAAAAAACUGCGCAAGAAGCCUCCUCCAUCAGGACCAGCCCCUGGAUCUCCUACCCAGGAACAGAUGGAAACCGUGUUAAUUGAGACCACCGCAGAAAACAUUCUGCAAGCGGGUAACAACCUGCUCAUUGUACAGAGCCCAGGUACAGGGCAGCAUGCUGUACUUCAGGUGGUACAGCCCAAAACUGACACUCAGUUGGUGCAAAUUCCCCAACAGGCACUAAGAGUGGUACAAGCUGCUUCUGCCACAUUACCAACGGUGCCACAGAAACCAGCGCAGUGUGUGCAGAAUCCUGAUCCGUAUCCCACUCAGAUAUAUGUUCGCACAGCUUCUGGGGACUUACAGGCUCUUGUGGUGCAAGAAAGUGCACCUGCUCCACAACCAUGCACCUCAGGGGGCACAGGUUCUUUGGGUGGUCCGUCUCCCACGCCCACUCCCACCAAGAAGAACCUCACCCGCAAAGAAAGGCCAUUACCCAAAAUCGCACCAGCAGGGGGCAUUAUCAAUCUGAAUUCAGCACAGCUGGCAGCUGCUGCCCAGGCUAUGCAGACCAUUAGUAUAAAUGGCCUUCCAAUGCAAGGUGUGCCUGUCACCAUCACGAACAAUGGAGGUCAGCCUCAGCUUAGUGUGCAGAAUGUGUCCAGCGGUAACGUUGCCAUCAGCGGUCUCAGCCCAUCCCAGAUUCAGCUGCAGAUGGAGCAGGCCUUGUCUGGGGAACUACAACCUGGAGAAAAACGGAGGAGAGUGGCCUGUACCUGCCCAAACUGCAAGGAUGGGGAAAAGGGGUGGGGUCCCCCUGGCAGAAAGAAGCAUGUGUGUCACAUCCCCGAGUGUGGGAGAACGUUCCGCAAGACAUCCCUCCUGAGAGCCCAUGUUCGCUUGCACACCGGGGAGAGGCCGUUCGUGUGCAACUGGGGAUUCUGUACAAAGAGGUUCACCCGCAGUGAUGAGCUGCAGAGGCACGCACGCACGCACACAGGUGACAAACGCUUUGAAUGCCCCCACUGUCAGAAGAGGUUCACACGGAGCGACCACGUCUCAAAGCACUUCAAGACACACCUUGUGGCCAAGAAGAUGUAACGCUCACGGAGCCUAAAACGCAGGACUCCUCAUUUGACGCUGUGGAAACUCCCGAACAUGUUGUGUAGGCCACACCGCCCGAAAUACCUGGGAUCCCAAAAUUGCCAUCGGUCCCGUUACGGGCCUCUGCCUGAGAUUGCCAUUAGUAAUAAGUACCACUCUCUGCCUGUUACAUAGCAGCUGGGGAGUUUCGGUAGCGAGAAAAGGUGUUUUUUCGCCAAGAAUGUGCAAUUUAUGAUAAGGGACUGGUUGUGACUCCCUGGUCCAUCGUUGCCCUCCAUUAAAGCCUUGCACCAUUAGAAGGCCAGUUGAAGAGCGUUUGAUGAGUGUAAUGCAGGACUGUGGCUACCAGGAGGACUUAACCAGGGAAGAGGCACAAAGUGUGUACGUAAUGUGACAGUUGGGCUAGAACAUUCCCACUUUUAUACUGCCCCUGCAGGAAGGUGCCUUAUUACCCCCUCCUUCCCCCAAAAAUCAUGUAAAAGCUUAUUUGUAGUUGCGCUAAUCUACCUUUCUACUCAAGUCUUUUUGGAAGGUGUUCUUUGCAAGUAGAUGCACUAGUAAUUGCUGCAAUCGCAUCCCCUAUUCAGGUGGUCUGUGCCAGCAACCUCCCCAACCUCUUAAGAUUUACUGCCCUGACCCAAUAUCUUCCUUGCGGGCAGUAGUGCCAGAAGUCACCAUCUAAGCACUGUGUAUAACACAUGUUGUAUCAACAAUUAUGUUGGUUAAAUUAAAGAGGUGAUUAACUUUG